Penicillium canariense is the source of this 1812-nucleotide messenger RNA. RefSeq lists its product as uncharacterized. The coding region runs from base 1 to 1812 and encodes 603 amino acids. The record is from RefSeq and is a predicted model, not a curated record. Gene Ontology annotation, molecular function: FAD binding. Lineage: Eukaryota; Fungi; Ascomycota; Eurotiomycetes; Eurotiales; Aspergillaceae. The transcript has a single exon.
AUGCUCAACAUGUCUGCCAAGAGAGAGAGUGCUCCUCAGGACAUCGAAACCGAUGUCUUUGUUGUCGGUGCUGGCGUCACCGGACUUACCUUCGCAGGGUUACUGGCGACCGCCGGUGUGCGAGCUUUCACAAUAGCCAAACAUCGUGGAACAGCGCCCUCGCCACGAGCCCAUGUCACCAAUCAACGGACCAUGGAAGUCUUUCGAGAUAUGGGCAUUGAAGGGCGCGUGCUGGAGGUGUCAACGCCGCUGCGGCUUUUGGGGAACGGGGUCAUAUGCACUAGUCUGACAGGCAUGGAAAUAGCACGUUAUAGCUGCUACGGGGCCGGCUCUCAUCAGCUUUCCGACUUUGCUGCGGCUAGCCCAUCGGAAAUGAUGAAUACACCACAGCAUUUUCUUGAACGAAUUUUAUUGGCACAUGCACAGGAAAAAGGAGCCGAAGUUCGUUUCAACAACGAAUUGAUCAGCAUUGAACAAACAGUCGAGGGCGUUGUCGGCCGAGUGCGAAACCGACAGACAGGUGCUGAAUAUACAGUCCGCGCAAAAUAUGCGAUCGGAGCCGAUGGCGGCCGGUCAGUGGUAGCUCAGCAAGCUGACGUUGAAUUCAAAGGCGAGCCUGGGCUCAUCAACAUGCUCACUUCGUGGCUGGAAGCCGACGUCACGCAAUAUACAGCUUACCGGCCAGCCUGCAUUUACAUGAUGGCACAGCCUGGAAACGCAUUCUGGGUGGGUUCGGGAACAUUGGUUGCUGUCAAACCAUACAACGAAUGGCUCCUGAACCGACAGUAUAACACCAGCGAGGAGCCAGACCUAUCUGACAACGCUAUCAUUGCGUACGCACAAAAGGCCUUGGGCAUUCCCGAUCUGAAGAUCAAGGUAAUAGAAACCAGCAAAUGGCAGGUAAACAAUAUGUAUGCGACCCAGACUCGCCACGGACGCAUCUUCUUAGCCGGGGACGCGGCUCACCGCCACCCGCCUGCCAGCGGACUGGGAAGCAACACCUGUGUACAAGAUGCGUACAACCUAGUCUGGAAACUCGCGCUGGUUGUGGCUGGAAAGGCGGCAGAUCAACUGCUAGAGAGCUAUAACCAGGAAAGACAACCUAUAGCCCAGCAAAUAGUACAGCAUGCGGUCCAGUCACUCUAUAAUUUUGCACGAGUGCCGCAAGCUUUAGGCUUCAAACAGGGCCAAUCAACCGAAGAGGGCUACGAAUCACUGGAAGACCUCUUUUCGGACUCUCCGACAGCUGAAAAACGUCGGGCGGAACUGAAAGAGGCUGUGGACUUGCAGAACCGCCGGUCCAACGCUCUUGGUCUACAGUUGGGUCAUCGGUAUCAUGGCUCCGACGCGAUAGUAUACGAUGGAACACCCUUCCCCCGGUAUCAACGGGACCUAGUGCUCUUCUACGAACCUACAACACAUCCUGGAGCUUAUCUACCACAUGCCUGGAUAGAGUUCCUGACCCAGCGCAUCUCAACGUUGGACAUAUUUGAACACGGCCGGUUUGGGCUCAUAGUAGGAAUCGGUGGCGAGCCUUUCGUGGAUGCCGCAAAAAAAGUGAGCCAAGAACUGGGUAUCGAACUACCGGUCUACAAGAUUGGGUAUCGUUGCCCGUACGAUGACGUGCUUGGAGAAUGGUACAAUCUACGUGAGAUUGGCGAUCGUGGUGCAAUUUUGGUACGCCCUGAUCGUCACAUUGCCUGGCGGACAUUUGAUCGCCCUGAUGAGCCUACUGAGGCCUUACGAUCCGCGUUACAACAAGUGCUUGGUCAUUGGAGCGGGAAGGAGGCGACGAACCAGUUUAGUGAAUAG